This is a messenger RNA of Caenorhabditis sp. 36 PRJEB53466, 2568 nucleotides long. Lineage: Eukaryota; Metazoa; Nematoda; Chromadorea; Rhabditida; Rhabditidae. The record is from the annotation of a GenBank genome assembly.
AUGAUGCCUUCGAGCACGUACAACAACGUCAAAUCGAUGCCGGCGCCCAUUCCACGUAUGUCAGUCGUUUUUGAGAACAAAACAAUAAUAGAACAGGUCGCAAAUUGGCUCGAGUUUUCAGCGCUUUGGACUCUGAGCUCGGUUCGAUUCCAGACGGCGUUGCUCAUUUCGGCCGCAUGUGUCGUGUUCGGCCUGAUGCGAACGUGCUUCGGAAUGGCGAUGGUGGAUAUUGUGCGAAGGUAGCGUCGGGGACGGUUACGGUAGUCUCUCUCUCUCUCGCAAAUCCGCACUAACUUUCAGUAGCAAUAGCAGCGCCCAGCACACCGAUUUGCACAUGGAUUGGAGUGGUGAGGAACAAGCCCGAAUACACACUUCCUUCUACAUUGGCGCCUUUUUCGCCGUUUUUCCGUCGGAAUUUCUCGCCAAAAAGUGAGUGCGUCGUCAGCUGAGACGACGAGAGAGUGCGGCGAAGUGAGAGAGCGAAGAGAAGAAAACGGAAAGUGAUGGGUUGCUGAAAUUGUUGUUCUUCUCUUCCUUUUGUAUCUAUUGUAACCGGAACUGGCCGGGGGAGGUGAUGGAAGUGCGCUCUGAUGAACUAAUUGAGUAGAUCUAGAGGUUGACAAUAGUCGUUCCAAAUUUGAGAGACAUGGCGCCCAGAUCAAGCAUCCAGAAGACCAUUCGAUUCCAGAAUGGGACCCAAGAACCUGCUCUCUUUUGCGCUCCUCCUCAACAUUGUCGGCUCGAUUCUGACGCCAUUUCUGGCGAUUCAUCUCAAAACCUACAUCCUGAUCGCCGCGGUCCGUCUCGUAAUGGGCUUUGGAUACGGUAGCGUAGGAUGUGCUCCACCAUCACCUACCGUAAUCCUUCAGGUUUCGUGAUCCCCGCCGGCAGCGUGCUCAUUUCCAAAUGGUUUCCCAUCUCGGAAAAGAGCACGGCGAUGGCGAUUUUCACGACGGGAAAUCAGAUCGGAAUCGCGUUCUCCAUGUUCUUGACGGCCAAACUCUGCCAGUUGAACGUCUUCGAGGGAUGGCCGCUCGUGUUCGUGGCAUACGGUAGGCGUCGGAUUCGACGACAAUUCACACAGAGCUUCUCUCAGGCCUCAUCGGAGCACUCUUUCUGAUCGUUUGGCACGUGAGGCUGGCGGAUAAGCCGAGGGAGUCAAAGUAUAUCACGGCGACCGAGCUGACCUACAUAAAGGGAGGAAAACAGAGAAGGUGUCGGGCGGAGACCGUCGUCAGGCCCACUCCUUAUCGAAAAGUUUGUUUCUCGAGAACUUCGAGAACAUGAUUCGUUACUUUAGAUAAUCCUAAACGGAUGCGUCUGCGCCAUUUGCGCCUGCUCAUUCGCCCAGAGUUUUGUGCUCGUCGCCCUCGUCACCUACCUUCCAAAAUACAAUCAGAUUGCUCUGAAGAUGAAUCUGACACAUGUAAGUGUCUCAUUACCUGUCGGAUUACUGUAGUGGAUACUUCAGAACGGCAUCUGGUCUUCCCUUCCGUUCAUCAUUCAAAUGAUCACCAAGCUGCUGUUCGCCGUGAUUGCGGACAAAGUGAAACAGGCGAAAGUGAAUGUGACCACCGUGACCAAGGCUUCGAAUGCGAUUGGUAACCUUUUUCUUGACCGUAUCUACAGUAUCCUCUUGCAGCCAGUUUCGUGAGCGCUCUGUUCAUCGUGCUGGCCGCGCUGGCUCCGUUCCAGAGCGCCGAGCUCGUGCAGCUGAGCAUCAUCCUCUCGAUGGCCGCGUUCUCCGCCUACGUGCCCGGCUACAACACCUCGAUAGUGACAGUAGCGCCACAAGUGAGUCUACCGUAACCCACCCACCUACCGUACCUCUCUUGUUUUCAGUUCACCGCAUUUAUUUCGUCGUACGGUCAGCUGUACGCACAGAUUGCGUCAACGCUGGCUCCAAUUCUUAUCGGUCGGAUUACGAGUCAUGUGAGAGUGCAUUAGAAAGACCUCCCCGCCGUCAUUUUCUUUCGUCAUUUCCAGGACACUGUGCAAGAGUGGAAGUUGGCGUUUUAUAGUUUGGCCGGCGUUUUGGCCGUCACCGGACUCGUUUUCCAAGUGUUCGGACACGGUAAUCAUAUGAAAUGGAGGAAAAUCGUAAUGAAUAAAUAAAACUGCUCAGGAAGAACGGAGGCGUGGGGCGAGACGCCGUCGAACGCGGCUUCUGCCCGAAUAUCCACGUCGUUGGCGGUUUGCGAGGACGGAAUGUGCAAAUUGACGCUUUUGGAGAAGCAUAAUCACGAUUUCCGAACAGAAUCCAAAUUGUCUUCGGAUUCAGGAGUGACGAAGAAAAAGGUGAGACUCAAAUUCUGUGAAGUGUCGUGGCGGUGUCUUACUCUUGAAAUCUCUUCAAGUUUUCAGUAGGCCGUGUCUUCCUACACCGCUACGACAACUUGCACACAUCUACCGUAAUCGCCCCGCCGCCACCUUUUUCAUUUCUUCGCUGAUUUUCAGGCGUCUCGGGUUUCGUACGCCGGCGAAGAAAUCAUAAUUCCGGGACGGAUAGAGGAUCUCGAAAACGAUGUCAUCUACAGUAUUGAGGAGGAGAAAGAGGAUGGACAUUGA